Eubalaena glacialis (North Atlantic right whale) is the source of this 1961-nucleotide messenger RNA. It is a transcript of the gene ACP3, whose product is annotated as acid phosphatase 3. The transcript is spliced from 10 exons. The record is from RefSeq and is a predicted model, not a curated record. Gene Ontology annotation, cellular component: lysosome; plasma membrane. Gene Ontology annotation, biological process: lysosome organization; dephosphorylation. NCBI's taxonomy places the organism in Eukaryota, Metazoa, Chordata, Mammalia, Artiodactyla, Balaenidae. Bases 51 to 1208 code for a protein of 385 amino acids. Gene Ontology annotation, molecular function: acid phosphatase activity.
GCCCUGGAAGCAGCACAUCCCAACUCCAGCCAGAAGCAGCUCACCCCAGCAUGAGAGCUGCCACCCUCCUUGUGGCCAGGGCAGCAAGCCUUCACCUUAGCCUCCUGCUUCUGCUUUCCUUCUGGCUGAACCGAGGUGUGGGAGCCAAGGAGCUGAGGUUUGUGACAUUGGUUUUUAGGCAUGGAGACCGAAGUCCCAUCGAAACAUUUCCUAACGACCCCAUUAAGGAAUCCUCAUGGCCACAAGGAUUUGGCCAACUCACUCAGCUGGGCAUGGAGCAGCAUUAUGAACUUGGACAAUAUAUAAGGAAACGAUACGAAAAAUUCUUGAACAAGUCCUAUAGACACGAACAGGUUUAUGUUCGAAGCACGGAUAUUGACCGGACUUUGAUGAGUGCUAUGACAAGCCUUGCAGCCCUAUUUCCCCCAGAAGGUAUCAGCGUCUGGAAUCCCAGCCUACCCUGGCAGCCCAUCCCGGUGCACACAGUCCCUGUUUCUGAAGAUCGGUUGCUAUACCUGCCUUUCAGGAACUGCUCUCGUUUUCAAGAACUUGAGAGGAAGACUUUGAAAUCAGAGGAAUUCCAAAAGAGGCUGCAUCCUUAUAAGGAUUUUAUAGAAAUCUUGCCAAAAUUCACAGGAUACCAUAACCAGGACCUUUUUGGAAUUUGGAGUAAAGUCUACGACCCUUUAUUUUGUGAGCGUGUUCACAAUUUCACUUUACCCUCCUGGGCCACAGAGGACAGCAUGACUAAGUUGAAAAAAAUAUCAGAAUUGUCCCUCCUGUCCCUCUAUGGAAUUCACAAGCAGAAAGAGAAAUCUAGACUGCAGGGGGGUGUCCUGGUUAAAGAAAUCCUCUAUCACAUGAAGAGUGCAACUCAGCCAUUGAACCACAGAAAACUCAUUAUGUAUUCUGCACAUGACACUACUGUGAGUGCCCUACAGAUGGCGCUAGAUGUUUACAACGGAAUCCUUCCUCCCCAUGCAUCCUGCCACUUGAUGGAAUUGUACUUUGAGAAGGGGGAGUACUUCAUAGAGAUGUACUAUCGGAAUGAGACGCAGCAUGAACCACAUCCCCUCACGCUGCCUGGCUGCACCCCCAGCUGCCCUCUGACAAAGUUUGCUGAGCUGGUUGCCCCUGUGAUCCCCCAAGACUGGUCCACAGAGUGUGCCAUGAGCAACCAUGAAGGUACUGAGGACGCUAUGGAUUAGGGUGCACACGGAGCUCUGCAGAGAGGGCAGAACACCCUUUCUCCAGACGGAUGGUGCUUUGAGAAUAUAAACUGGUCUCAACCCCAUCUUUGAGGGAAGUAGGUUUUGGGCAAUAAUUGUAUGUUUCAGAGACUUCAGGCAACUCCUACCUCUUCACCUGGCCCUGCCCCUACUUGUCAUACACCUUGUCAACCUACAUAAACCCAGGAGGCAGUAAUGAAGCAGAAAACAUUUACUUGGGAUCAAAGAAUUGCAAUUCGGGGAACAUGUAUCAAACUGGAACAAAAUUAGAAAUGUAAGAAUGUUCUGAAUACCUCCCAGGAAAAAACUUAUUGGAAUGUUGAAAGUGUGGGUGUGAUAUCUGUUCUGAGGACAAAAGGAAUGUAUAAGGCUUCGAUUCUGGUAUCUUCAGAAAACCUAAGCAAACUCACAGGUCCUGCUGAAACCACUUACUAUAAACGAAGAAAUCAUAUACAAAUAACACCCUUUAGAGUCCUGUAGAUUUGCCAUGUGCAGAUGCAACACACCUAGAGAACACCAUGCUACAUUACCAGCAUGAAUAAAGAUGAAACAGUUUCUAGAGAUGAUUUCUACUGGAUGCCAGAGUCUAGAGCAAAGCCAUUCUCUCUCCUAGUUGGUCAUGCGAUGACUGACAUAUGACAUCAAUUGAUGUGUUUAUUUGUGUUCUUUCUUUUCCAAGUAAAUAUUUGGCCUUGGGGCCAUCAUUUAAUUAUCAUUUCUCCUCCAUGCAUG